This is a messenger RNA of Triticum turgidum subsp. durum (durum wheat), 540 nucleotides long. The record is from the annotation of a GenBank genome assembly. NCBI's taxonomy places the organism in Eukaryota, Viridiplantae, Streptophyta, Magnoliopsida, Poales, Poaceae.
AUGUCGAAGCGGUUGAUGGAGCGGAUGCUGGGGAUGUUCCGGUCGCGGACGCAGGUGGGCGUCGACAGGGCCGGCAACCACUACUUCUCCCGCGUCGAGGAGGUCGACGGCGCCAUGAAAGAGAAGCGGUGGAUUGAGUUCAAGGGCGACCGGGACCCGACCACUGUUCCAGUUGAGUGGAUUUGCUGGUUGAAUGGACAAAGGAAGAAGGCUCCAACACCAGAGGAAUUAGCUGAGCUGGAGGCGAGGCGUGAACGCGUGAAGCAAAAUGUUGAACUUCUUAAAAAGAAAGAAGAAGAGGAAAGAAGGUCUGGUGUCCGACCAGUCAAGACAAUUGGGAAAACGGAUUCUCCAAAUCUGAGAAGUUUUACACAGCAGUUCCCUGGUACAUCUGAAGAUAAAAAGAAAGAACCUGAGAAGGUGUCUAAGCCCAAUGAUGUGACUGAUGCAGAAGAUGCCAGAACAGAUAAUGACAGGUCUUCUGAGCCAACAGGUACUGGUGCCAGUUUUAAACCAGGGACUUGGCUGCCACCGUCUUGA